AUGAAUACUAUCAACUGCAAAAGCGUCGAGCUCACAGACGAAGGACUGCGCGUUAUAAAUAAUGCAAAGACCGAAUCUCUUCGCGAUAAAAAUGCCGAAGCUAUCCUAGAACAUAAGGAACAGGUAUCUGACGAGGAGAAGAAUACACAGUACUUGCCGAGAGUUACGGCGCCUAUUGAGGCGCUCGGGCUUGAGAGCUGGCAAGACCUUGAGAAGAAACUCGUCAGGCGCCUUGACAUGACACUGAUGCCAAUGCUAUGGGUUCUGUAUCUAUUUAGCUACCUUGAAAGAGCAUUGAUCUCUCAAGCACGCCUUACCAGCUUUGAAGCUGACUUGAUGAUUACUGACACACAAUUUGCCACGGCAGUUGCAGUUUUGGUUCCUGAUUACGUGGCUGCACAAAUCCCAUCUAACAUGAUCUUGCCUUACGUUCGGCCCAGCCUCUAUCUUCCAUGCUGUGCAAUCUUCUGGUCAGGAGUCUAUGCUUUAAUGGCUGGCUUUAAAAGCUAUAACGGACUGGUGGCAUGCAGAGUUGUACUCGGAUUGUGUGAAGCCUCUCUUCUUCCAGGUGCAAUUUACGUCAUGUCUUCCUGGUAUACGAGAAAGGAAAUUGCCCUGAGAACCGCCGUCCUUUACCAGGCCUACUCCGGCCUCAUUGCCACAGGCGUGUAUGAAGGUCUUGAAGGGUCCCGAGGCAUGGCCGGCUGGCAAUGGCUUUUCGUCGUUUUGGCUUUAGCAGAAUGUUGCUGCGCUCUAGUUGCCAUGGUGCUACUUCCUGACUAUCCUCACUCCGAGACAGGUUCAGCGAGAUCGUCACUGACUGAGGAUAUACGCCUUCUCGCCAUUGCACGUAUUCAAGCCGAUAGAGUCUCACUGCCCCUAGCUAACAGCACUAGCAUCUGGUAUGGACUCAAGCUUACCUGCAUGGACUACAAAACUUGGAUUUUUCGAAGCUAUCACAUGAUCGGACCUGUCAUCGUUGCCAUAAUGGGGUAUACCGUCUGCACAGCGACAAGCAACGUUCUAGCCCUUUACGCUGCGUCAUUCUCAUACAUCGGUGUUGGGACUUUGGGCCAUACCCCAGAGAAACGCGCGACGGCUAUACCUGUUAUCAACGUGCUGGGGCAGAUCGGCAAUAGACAGCCCAGGUAUCUGAUGGCAUUUCUCCUUAUGACGGGUUUUGCAGUCAUAGGUGUUGCAUUCUGUCUACUUCUUAAAUUUUUCUUGAUUAGGUCAAACAAAAAGUUAUAG
This is a messenger RNA of Colletotrichum navitas, 1251 nucleotides long. Its product is annotated as major facilitator superfamily domain-containing protein. The transcript is spliced from 8 exons. Gene Ontology annotation, cellular component: membrane. Gene Ontology annotation, biological process: transmembrane transport. Gene Ontology annotation, molecular function: transmembrane transporter activity. The coding region runs from base 1 to 1251 and encodes 416 amino acids. NCBI's taxonomy places the organism in Eukaryota, Fungi, Ascomycota, Sordariomycetes, Glomerellales, Glomerellaceae. The record is from RefSeq and is a predicted model, not a curated record.